CCCGCUACACAGCGCGAGACAGAGGAGCAGGGACAGCAUUGAGUCGCGCGCCAUCCAUAAGAAUAUAUAGAAAUCACUCGAAAAAACGACAAAAAGAAGAUGAACCCAAACAUCUCCGUUUGCUGCUUAUCUCUGCUUUUACUGCUUAAUUUCGUUGGAGCCAAACCCGUCUCUGAUCUACAGACUUUGAAGCAGCUUUUAGAAGAGGAGAUCAACACGGCGCCGUACUACUCUUCCUCGGAGGAAGGUGUGGAGGUGGAGGGGAAAGAUGGGAACACAGACAAGUCAGCGGUGUUCGGAGUUCCAGAGGAGGAGGAGGAGCACCGACCGUGGGACUCCUCCGACCCCAGCAACUCGGCUCUGCAGGCGGCCAAAGAAACCGUCCUGGCGCGUCUCUUCAAAGACCUCAUGAGGACCUCCAAGCGCUCCUGGAGCCGCUACAAGAAGGGGGGGAUGAGGAGCUGCUUUGGGGUCCGACUAGAGAGGAUCGGCUCCUUCAGCGGGCUGGGAUGCUGAAGACGUGGAUGACUCGGGCUUCUCCUUCAUCUGCACUCCGGAGUGACCACAACCAGCUCCAGAAGCUCUGACUGACUCUUUAAAGGUUCCUUCAGUCUCUCCUGCCCACGCGGGUCUCAUCCAGAACUGCAAUUUUUCCCUUUUCAUAUGUGAGCUAUUAAAUAAUAAAUUAUUGAAAAUGUAUUUAUUAUUUAUUUGUUGGAUAAAGUACAGUUGCCUUGUAUUGUAGUAAAAUAAUUAUUUUGCAUAAUA
Messenger RNA from Sebastes umbrosus (honeycomb rockfish), 768 nucleotides. RefSeq names its product natriuretic peptide A-like (gene nppal). Gene Ontology annotation, molecular function: hormone activity; hormone receptor binding. NCBI's taxonomy places the organism in Eukaryota, Metazoa, Chordata, Actinopteri, Perciformes, Sebastidae. The record is from RefSeq and is a predicted model, not a curated record. The coding region runs from base 100 to 516 and encodes 138 amino acids. The transcript is spliced from 3 exons. Gene Ontology annotation, cellular component: extracellular region.